Molecule: messenger RNA, 3288 nt
Organism: Saccostrea echinata
Lineage: Eukaryota; Metazoa; Mollusca; Bivalvia; Ostreida; Ostreidae
Product: coiled-coil domain-containing protein 74A-like
Exons: 8
Coding region: 179-1330 (383 amino acids)
Source: RefSeq, a predicted model, not a curated record
AACUAUCACUGAAUGAAGAAUCAAAGGGACAAGGCUGCAUAAAAUGUAGAUUAUAUGGGACUUUACAGAGAAAUAUUGUUAUUUAAACUAAAAAGUCUCAUGAGUGUGCUUUUGGAGAGUUAAACUGUAAAAGCCAGAGUGGUUUGAUGGAUCAGGUUGAAUUGAAAAUGAAUGCAGCAUGAUAAAGCAGGGAGUUGUCCAGGAAAAGAUAUCUGAUCUCACUUCCAUGAACCAUUUGCCUCCCCUUAGCACUUUACCUCAGUGGUCACGCAUCAACACUCUAGACAGGGGACGCUACCCCAAGCCAUUUGUUAGAGACAAAGUCCAUAUUUAUCCCGAUAUGUCAAAGAAAGAGGAAGGAGAUGAUAAUAAAGAAGUAGAUCUUCUAGAAAUGGAUCCAAAACAGAGGAUCCAACACAUGGAGAGGAACAUGAUGUUUUUAAAACAACAGCAUCAGGAGGUGUUACAGUCCCUCCAUGCAGAAAUCGAAGCACUCAAAAAGGACAACAAAGAUCUUCAGUUUAAAAUCAUUAUGAGCCAGAAAGGUCAACAACAGCAGCAACCUGAGAAAAGAAGUGCCAGUAGUCAACGUAGUGCAAGAGACAGGUCCACACAAAAUGAACUGACAUCACAAGGAUUAGACAAAGAAUAUUCUUCCACUUCUUUGUUUUCUCAAACCCUUGAAUACACUAGCUCAGCAGGUCGAUCAAGGGAGGACAGAGUUGAUGAGUUAAAAGUGAUAUUCUUGGAAGAGGAAAUCAAGGAGUUGAAGCAUGCACUUAGGGAUGCCAGAAAUCGCAACAACUAUAUGUCUCAGCUUCUGGAACAAGCUGAAGAUUUCAAGAAAAAACAACAAUCUCGUAUUGAGAUGUUGCAGCAGCAAGUUUCUCAAGGGGGAGGAGCUUUAGCUGAGCAGAUAGCUGCUGGUAAUCUGAAUCCAUUUAGUAACCAAGUUAGACCUCCCACCCUGGCUGAAUGUGAAGCUAUAAUAAAGCAUCUUCAGAAAGUCAAUGAAAAUCAAGCUCAUGAGCUUGACGGUUUGAAGUCUGAUUUACGAGAUGUUCUGUAUUCUCACAAAUGGACACCUGAUGCCUAUCUUCUUGCCAAGGCUUAUAUUGCAGAGGAUGAUGCCAAAUCCACUCAGGAGAAAAGUCUGCCCAAAGUACCACUCAAAAACCCCUCCAGAAAACUGCCAGAGGUAGCUUACAUCAACAGGGAAACUGUCACCCUCCCAGCUCUCAAACAGACUGUGAGUAACCAGAAUGUAGAGAGGAAGAAGCGGACUCAGAUACUACAGAAGGCACGCCUCAGGAAGGAGGUCAUUCCUUGAUGAUUAUUAUUUUUAAUUUAAAUGCUGCAUUUUUUAAUCAGCUGGAUCACAAUUUAGUCAUAUUGAUGAACACUAUCCCCUUUAAUGUAUAUUCAUAUUUGGUCUUGUCUUUGCCUUAAGCAAUCAUAAGAGAGUUAAAAAAAAAAGGAAAAAUCUUUUUUCUCAAGGAGAGCAUUGCCAGUGUGACUCAGGUGAGUGUUAUUAUUACCCAUUGGCCACUUGUUUCCAAUUCAUUCAGUAUUCUAAUUUUAUUAUACCCCCCACAAAUGAAGUUUAGGGGGGGAAUAUAUUGGAAUCAGCAUGUCCAUCUGUCUGUAGAAGUGAUUUUGUCUUGACCUUUUCUUGGAGUCUAUUGCAUGGAUUUGUCUGAAAAUUUUUCACUCAUUAUUCACUAUUUUAAAGGUGUGCGCCUGUAUUUUCAUCAUGAUUUGAUAAUUUUUCUGCAUUUUACAGGUGUUUUUUUUUUUUCAUUUUUAUUGACUUAGUCAUUUGGGUUCAUGUAGGUUUGAGACAUAUAAUAUAAAACUGCCAGUUGGUACAUCAGUACAAAAAGGUGAAAUUGCAGCUUAAAACUACUCAUUAAAACUGAAAAAAAAUCACAAGGUAUUAAAAAUGUCUUUUGGUAGAUAGUCCCUACAAAUCUAAGAGUCAUGCAGUUACCUUAUUAAAAAAUUUGCAUCAAGAUUGCACAGUUCUUUUUUUUUCAUUAUAUAUAAAGCUUUGUAAUAAAUAAAAAAAAUCUUUGUUUUCAACAGAAUGACAUAAAUUUGCAUUUUGCUAUUGUACAUACUAGACUCCAGUGCAUUACACAGCAGACAGUGUAAAUCCAUUCAUCCCUUGGGAGUGAUGAGUGGACAUGCAUCCAGUUAAAGAUUAAUUAAUGAGUUCAAUGUGGAAAGCUGUUAGAGCAUCUCUGAUCUAGCAGGUGUUAUCUAUAUCUCCUGGGAAUUGGGCAGAAGAAUUAAAGAUCUCUGUUCUCUAAUUCUCUUAAUUGUAAUUUAUUUAUUCAGGCAAAUUUAAAUGUAUAGCUACUGGAUGACCAACCUUUUAUUUUUAAAAUGAAUUUGGUAUCAUCAAGUUAUCAAGAUUAAUUUGAUAUUGUAUGAUAUGAUUUUUUUUUCAACAAAAAAAUUCCAGAGUGUCAUGUCUCAAAAAGAUGACAGCUAGUUGCAAUUAAUUUUUUUCAAUCUAAUAAAAAAACAAAUAUAAUUAUUAGUAUUGAUGAUUUAUUAGGCUGCACCUUAGUUUAUCAUUCAUUAAAAAAAAAUAUAAUGAGCAAUUAGAUUUUCAAUUAAAAUGUUUAAACAAAUUGUGAACACCUCUUACAUCCAUAAAAUAUGUUCAGUGACUUGGCACCUUUUCUGAAAAACACAGCGGGGGGUAUUCGUCCAUUUUGGACAGUUCUUGUUUUAUUUGUACGUACUUAAUGUUUCAAUGAUGUAUACAAUAUUCAAGUUUAUUUUAUUUGGCAAAGCUCACGUAUUAUCUGCUUAAUUGUUUAUAGAUCAACUUUUUAAAGCUAAGUAAAAUUCUCCCCCUUCACUUUGUUGGUUUUAUAAUUUUAUACCAAGAAAAUGCAAAUCUAUAACUUUGAGUUUAUUGCAGCUUUAAUGCUUAUUAAAUUAAUUUUUAACUUUUUAAAUUUUGACUGAUAUUGUCCGAGCCUUUUUGUGUUCCAUUUGUGAAUAUUUAAGAAAGGAUAUGUAUUGUGAAGAUCAUUGAAUUGUAUGGCAAUGUAUGUGUUGUAUAAUUUAUCAGAAAAUUUGUAUCAUUCAGUUCACUUGGUGCUUUUUCAAAAAAUGUAUAAUCUUAUAUUUUAUUUAUCAGUGGGUUUCCUACUGUGCUCAUUAACUCAAUCUGAUCCAAGAUAUUAACAUAUUUUGGUGCUUUUGAUAUAUGAAACACUGUGCAUGCAUACUUGGACACAAUCAAUAAGAAUAAAGGAAAUUCAAAGUUGA